ACACCCCUAAAAAUCAUGUAACAUGGUAUGCUCCCCGAUCCAUCCAGUUCUCUUUAGUGUUUGCCAAUGUUGGAGGUGUAACUGGGGUCCGGCCCUGGAUAAAGGAAUAGAGCAUGGCUCAAGUGAAAGUGCAGACCUCAGUACCCCUGGCUGGUCCUGGCCCCUCCCCCGCCGGAGCGCCCCCCGCGGCUAUGGCCAGCCCCGGAUCCCUGGGUCUGCAGCAGCCCUCCGUCAAUGGCACAGGCCCGGCCCCCACAGCCGGCUGCCUCCCUCCCUCAGUCGGGUACGGGGACGACCCUGUGCCUGCCUCAUCACCAGGCCCGCCCCAGGAGAACAUGGCAAACCCUAAAGAGAAAACUCCAAUGUGUUUGGUGAAUGAGUUAGCCCGUUUCAACCGGAUCCAGCCGCAGUACAAGCUGCUCAACGAACGGGGGCCAGCCCACGCCAAGGUGUUCACCGUGCAGCUCUCUCUGGGGGAGCAGGUGUGGGAGGCGGAGGGCACCAGCAUCAAGAAGGCCCAGCACACCACGGCCUCCACGGCGCUGACCGACAGCCUGCUGCCCCGGCCCGCGGCCCGCUGCCCCAAGGUGGACAUCAACAGCAACCCAGGCAGUAUAACCCCCACGGUGGAGCUGAACGGCCUGGCCAUGAAGAGAGGGGAGCCUGCUAUCUACCGGCCCCUGGACCCCAAGCCCAUGCCCAACUACCGGGCCAACUACAACUUCAGAGGGAUGUUCAACCAAAGGUACCCCUCUCCCCCUUCCAGUACAGCUGCUGACACCGUGCCAAGCCCAGACGGCCAUGCUGGCGGUUCAUUACUGCAGAGAGUCGCUCUCUGCUGCUUAACGCAUCGUGGCAUCGGGGCUUGGGUUCCUGCCACUGAUUUAUAAUCAUGUUUCCGACCCAGAGCAGCCGUAUAUAGCGUUGAACCAGCGGUCCAAACGUGGCCCAACCCGUCUCCCACGCACCCCCCUGGAUGCUCCCCCCGGUAGUGUCUGGUGACUAUGUAAGGCAGCGUGGCCCGGCUUUGAUCUCCCCGGCCCAGAUGGGGUGUCAGCUCUGGGCCUUUACAUGUGUCCACAAUGGAUGAGCGCUCUGCCCUCCGGAGGUC
Molecule: messenger RNA, 1111 nt
Organism: Gadus macrocephalus (Pacific cod)
Lineage: Eukaryota; Metazoa; Chordata; Actinopteri; Gadiformes; Gadidae
Gene: stau2
Product: staufen double-stranded RNA binding protein 2
Exons: 5
Coding region: 114-890 (258 amino acids)
Source: RefSeq, a predicted model, not a curated record